This is a messenger RNA of Momordica charantia (bitter melon), 1482 nucleotides long. RefSeq lists its product as uncharacterized. Gene Ontology annotation, molecular function: core promoter sequence-specific DNA binding; protein heterodimerization activity; RNA polymerase II general transcription initiation factor activity. The record is from RefSeq and is a predicted model, not a curated record. Gene Ontology annotation, cellular component: nucleus. NCBI's taxonomy places the organism in Eukaryota, Viridiplantae, Streptophyta, Magnoliopsida, Cucurbitales, Cucurbitaceae.
UUCUAAUUUCUUCAUCGUAGAGCUAUUUAUGAUAAAAACCCUAAAUUCUCCUGGAUCUGAGAAGAUUGCUUCGGUAGAUUUCUGUGUUGAUUGUCCAUUGAUCGCAUUGACAAUCGAAUUUUGCUGAAGUUUUUGGCAAUUUUUCAGCUGUUGUUUCUUCAUUUUUCAUAUUUUUUAAUCCCUUUGAAUGUCUCGAAUCUGACGCCAUGAGGAAGAAGCUCGAUACCCGCUUUCCUGCUGCUCGAAUUAAAAAGAUAAUGCAAGCAGAUGAAGAUGUUGGAAAGAUAGCAUUGGCAGUGCCCGUUUUAGUUUCUAAAGCAUUGGAACUAUUCCUGCAAGACCUCUGUGAUCGUACAUAUGAGAUUACUCUACAAAGGGGAGCAAAGACAAUGAAUUCAUUGCACCUAAAGCACUGUGUACAAAGCUAUAGUGUUUUUGAUUUUCUGAGGGAUAUCGUUAGUCGGGUUCCGGAUUAUGGUCAUGGUCAUUCUGAUGGUGCUGUUGAUGAUAGAAAGAGGAGGAAACCUCUUGGUGAUGAGGGCAAUGAUUUUGAUGAGUUGAAGAAGAGCAAGAUGCAUGACAUGAGCCACAGCAGCGGCGGUAGAGGAAGAGGAAGAGGACGAGGACGGGGUCGUGGACGGCCUGCUCGGUCAGCCGAAAGAGACAACUUCCAAACUAACCCUGACGCCGACCCUUGCUCGUCUAUAGAGAACAGGAACAAGAACCACCCCAACCCAGAUGUGCACAUGGAUCAUCACGUCGAGCCGAGCGAAACAUCAAAAGAAGUUGGCGAAGCCAACCAACCUGUCCAAAGUUUUGAUCUCAAUGCCGACGUCAUCGCCAACGGAGACUCCAAGACCGUUGUUGCAGCAGCAGCAGUAUCAGACACGCCCGUCGAAUCAGCCGGGCCUACUAUCACCGAGUCUGAGACUAAAGCCGCGGACGAGUUCGUGGACAAAAUGGCAAUCGACCCUCUCCAAUAUGCACAUCUGAGCAGCACAAGGGUGGAGGAAGAAGAGGAAGAUUAUGAUGAAGAGGAGUGACCUGGCGGCUGGUCACUGUGAGAAGGUCUGUUCCUUGAAACAAACUACAUAGAAAGGAAUGAAGGAACGAAAGAGGUCACAGUUUUAAAGUAGACAAAGAAAAUAAGAAGAAUCAUCACAGAUUGUAAUGCCCCCUAUGUAGUUUGUUCAUCUGAAAAUCGCUUUUUUUUUAUAAAUGUUCUAAGUAUAAUCGUUUAUCGAUCUAACAUUAGGUUUGUAGCUGUUGGAAAGUAAUAGCUUGUUCAUUAUGUAAUCCAUGUGAAGAGUGUUAACCUUUGGGGUAAGGCUAGGUUGUACCUUUUUUUUCCUUUUUUCUUUUUCUGUUCUUUUUUUUUUCUUUUUUUUUUUCUGAGAUGUUAUAUCCAUGUCAAACCCUAAUUAAUUUACUUCAGAUUAUAGUAUUUUAGUUGGGAUACCAACAAUGCUUAGUUACACUCCA